Messenger RNA from Heterobasidion irregulare TC 32-1, 945 nucleotides. RefSeq lists its product as uncharacterized. The transcript is spliced from 4 exons. Bases 1 to 945 code for a protein of 314 amino acids. Lineage: Eukaryota; Fungi; Basidiomycota; Agaricomycetes; Russulales; Bondarzewiaceae. The record is from RefSeq and is a predicted model, not a curated record.
AUGCAGCUCCGCGCCCUCGUCACCCUCUUCGCUUUCUUCGUGGUUGUCGCCCGCGACGAUGCCGCUUCCCUCUCCAAGCGCGUCUCUGAUCCGUUUAUUCCCGAUGAGUAUUUUGAGGUCCAACUGGAGUCCGCCGCGCACCGCGCUGCGAUUGUUUCGCAGUGGGACAUUCCCGUCGGCGCGCGUGUCCUCGAGAUCGGGUGCGGCCAGGGAGAUACCACCGCUGUACUUGCAGAGCUCGUCGGUGAGAACGGCCAUGUCACGGGCGUCGAUCCAGCAUCGCUCGAUUACGGCCUGCCACUUACACUCAGCGAAGCGCAAGCGCGCCUCUCCGCCGGCCGCCUCGGCAGCCGCAUCACCUGGGUCCAUGCCGAUCCGCUCGCCUUCCUCUCUGGUGCUAGCACAUUGAAGCCGACCAGUGAGCCGUACGAUGUCGUCGUAUUCUCCCUCUCCAUUUGGUACUUCUCCUCCCCGUCCGUAUUUUCUGCGGUCCUCGCUGCCCUUGCACCGCACGCCAAACGUCUCUGCAUCGCGGAAUGGAGUUUGAUCGCUUCCGACCCUGAGGCGCACGGGCACGUCCUCGCGUCGCUCGCACAGGCGGCGCUCGAAUACCACAACCCCGGGGCCACGUUGAACGUGCGCACAAUAUUCCCGCCUGCGACCAUCGUGCGCGCCGCAGAGUCACCCAAGGGAGGCGGAUGGAAACUGGUGAAGGAGAGCCGUUUCAAGCCGGCGGCGAGGACGCCGGACGGGCAAUGGGAGGUAGAGGCGGUGCUGGAUCCGGCCUUUGAGAAGGAGAUGGAUGAGUUCGUGAAAGACGAGCAGGAGAGGGCGGUGGUGAUUGCAAUGCGGGAUGCAGUGAGGGCGGCGGUGGACAUGGUUGGGGGGCCGAAAAAAGUAGAGCCGAUGGAUGUCUGGUCUGGCCAGUUUAUGCGCGCGCAAUGA